Molecule: messenger RNA, 1902 nt
Organism: Myotis lucifugus (little brown bat)
Lineage: Eukaryota; Metazoa; Chordata; Mammalia; Chiroptera; Vespertilionidae
Product: adhesion G protein-coupled receptor E2-like
Exons: 15
Coding region: 1-1902 (633 amino acids)
Biological process (GO): cell surface receptor signaling pathway; adenylate cyclase-activating G protein-coupled receptor signaling pathway
Cellular component (GO): membrane
Molecular function (GO): G protein-coupled receptor activity; calcium ion binding
Source: RefSeq, a predicted model, not a curated record
AUGACCCACUGCCACAACACAGAGGGCAGCUAUGAGUGCCGUUCCCGCCAAAGCUGGAAUCUGAUUCCUGGGUCCCCCAAUGGCCCACACAACACCGUCUGUGAAGAUGUGGAUGAUUGUAAACCAGGGCAAAACUCCUGCCACAAAUCCACCCAAUGCCACAACACGGAGGGCAGCUAUGAAUGCCGCUGCCGCCCUGGCUGGAAGCCGGUUCCUGGGUCCCCCAAUGGCCCACACAACACCGUCUGUGAAGAAGAGAUCUCCUUCCCUACAUGGACCCCACCCCCUGGAAUCAAGAGUCAGAGUCUCUCUCGCUUCUUUGAAAAAGUCCAGGACCUACGCCAAGACUUCAAGUCUGCUUCAGCCCAGGACACCAUCCAGGACAUCAUACAGGAGGUGGAUAAUCUCCUGGAGAACCCGGGGGACCUGCUUACUCUGCCUCCUUCAGAGCAGCACUUUGUGGCCACUAACCUGCUGACUGGCCGGGAGCACAUCCUGAGAGAGAUGAGCAAGGCCCUGCCCAAUGGGCCACUGACCUUCAGGACAGCUGCAGGAACAGAACUGUCCCUGGAUGUGAAGAAGCAAGGAGACAAGAAUAUCACCCUGAGCAUUAAUCAGGCAAAGAUGCUGGUGAACUGGGAUGUGGUGCAGGACUCAGGUGGCUCAGGGAUGUGCAAGUUGCUGGUUGGGGCCCCCCUGGUCCUGGAAACUGAGGAGACACACAAGGGCCUGCAGCAGGAAGUCUCCCCUGUCCUGCUCUCUGAUGUCAUAUCCGCCUUUGUGAGCAACAAGGACACUCAGAACCUCAGCUCCCCAGUCACCUUUGUCUUCAAGCAUGUGAGUGCUGUGACCCCGAGGCCAAAGCAGAAGGUAUUCUGUGUCUUCUGGGAGCCUGGCCAGAAUGGAAGUGGUCAUUGGUCCACCAAAGGCUGCUGGAGGGUGGGCACCGGAGACACCAGCACCGCCUGCCAAUGCACCCACCUCAGCAGCUUUGCCGUCCUCAUGGCCCACUAUGAUGUGCAGGAUGAUGAUCCCGCCCUGGCUGUGAUCACCUACGUGGGGCUGAGCCUCUCUCUGCUGUGCCUCCUCCUGGCGGCCCUCACCUUCCUGCUGUGCAAAGCCAUCCAGAACACCAGCACCUCACUCCACCUGCAGCUCUCACUCUGCCUCUUCCUGGCCCACCUGCUCUUCCUCACGGCCAUCGACAGAACUGAGCCUAAGGUGCUGUGCGCCAUCAUCGCGGGUGCCUUACACUAUCUCUACCUGGCCUCCUUCACCUGGAUGCUUCUGGAGGGCCUGCACCUCUUUCUCACCACACGCAACCUGACAGUGGUCAACUACUCCAAUGUGAGCAGGUUCAUGAAGAAAUUUAUGCUCCCUGUGGGCUACGGAGUCCCAGCUGUGAUUGUGGCCAUUUCUGCAGCAUCCAGGCCUCACCUUUAUGGAACACCUGCUCGCUGCUGGCUCCACCCAGAAAAGGGAUUUAUAUGGGGCUUCCUUGGACCAGUCUGCGUCAUCCUCUUUGUCAAUCUAGCUUUCUUUCUGAUGACCCUCUGGAUUUUGAAAAGCAAACUCUCUUCACUCAACAGUGAUGUGUCCACCCUCAAGAAUACAAGGAUGCUGACAUUUAAAGCGAUAGCUCAGCUCUUCAUCUUGGGCUGCACGUGGUGUCUGGGAAUCCUGCAGGUGGGUCCAGCUGCUCACGCCAUGGCCUAUCUCUUCACCAUCAUCAACAGCCUGCAGGGCGUCUUCAUCUUCCUGGUGUACUGUCUCCUCAGCCAGCAGGUCCGGGAGCAAUACAGGAAAUGCUGGAAGAGGGUCAGGAAAAUCAAAGCAGAGUCUGAGCAAUACACCCUCUCCAGCGGAGCCAUGUCGGACGCCACUAAACACAGUGUGGGAUAG